Nematocida ausubeli is the source of this 171-nucleotide messenger RNA. RefSeq lists its product as uncharacterized. Bases 1 to 171 code for a protein of 56 amino acids. NCBI's taxonomy places the organism in Eukaryota, Fungi, Microsporidia. The transcript has a single exon. The record is from RefSeq and is a predicted model, not a curated record.
AUGGUGCAGGGGGUACUAAAUAAAAGAAAGGAGAAAGUGGUUCCAAGAAAUAGAAUGAGCCUAUCAAAGUAUAAGAAGCUAAAGAAAAAGUGCACUCCAAAGGAAAAAGAGAAGAGACAAAUAAGAAACAAGAUAGAAGAGCACUUAAAGGAGAAGAGCAGAAGAGUAUGA